Molecule: messenger RNA, 1218 nt
Organism: Jaculus jaculus (lesser Egyptian jerboa)
Lineage: Eukaryota; Metazoa; Chordata; Mammalia; Rodentia; Dipodidae
Gene: Coxfa4l3
Product: chromosome 8 C15orf48 homolog
Exons: 5
Coding region: 122-373 (83 amino acids)
Source: RefSeq, a predicted model, not a curated record
GGCGGUUGGGGUCAGUAGUAUUUAAGGAGCAGAGGCUGCGCUGCGUCCCGGGCGUUAGCAUCUUCGGACUGCCGCAGUAUCUUUGUUCUGCUUCUAGAUUUGGGAAUUCUACCCUGCAGUCAUGGGAAUUUUCCAAACCCUGAUGAAACAUAAGGAACUCAUUCCUUUGGCGGUGAUCAUGAUUACGGCUGCGACUGGGGCCUCGACGUUCUCCAUGUAUGCCCUGAAAAAAUCCGACGUGAUUAUUGAUCGGAAAGGAAAUCCAGAACCUUGGGAAACAGUGGAUCCUACUGUACCUCAAAAGCUUUUAACAAUCAAUCAACAGUGGAAGCCCAUUGAAGAGUUGCAGAAAGUCCGAAGGGCGACAAGAUGAACAGUCCUUGCUUCUUUCAUCCAAAGAAUACUCUAUAAAUCUAGUGGAAACAUUUCUGCACAAACUAGCUGAUGGGUACAGUGUGCGGAAAUGCUUCUGCUGUAUUUUUAGGGUUUGUCUACAUUCUUUGAACUCUGGGUAAGGAAUUGAAGGUAGUACUAAUAAUUGCACAAUCCAAAAUAAUAUAAUUUUGAAUGAUACAUUUGAAAUUUUUGGCUUAUGAUGCCUGGGUGUAUUCCUUGAAAUAUAUAUGUAAAUUAGAUUAUCUAUAAUAAAAUAUCAUCUGUGCAUGUUUUUAUGGGAGAAGACACAUUUUGAAUCAUAAACUUUAACCUUUUAAAUAAUAUCCAGUGCAGAUUUCUUUGUUUUUCUUCCAAGUUCAUUCAUCCUCCAGAAAUUCAUUGACCACCACCUACCUUUGCAGGAAAGGAAACAAGCCCAAAAUUUGGAGGGAUAUAAAUAAUAAGGAAUAUGAGCAUGCUGAGGUCAACUGCAAACUGUGGUGCUCCUGUGAGGACAGGGAAGGGAGGCUAGGGAAUUGAGUCAGCAUCCUGCACUGUGGCUCACCCUUCACUCUGCUCACUGGUGACCUGGUGUGCUGGUUUGAAUGUAAAGUGACCCCAUUAGUCUUGUGGUGGUGGUGCUGGGAAGGUUGUAGAACCUCUAGGAGGCGGGGCCUUGGUGGAGGAAGUGAGUCACUGGGGAGGGCCUUGAGGUUUUACAGGCCAGCCCUAUGUGGGAUGUUCUCUCUACCUCCUGCUGGUGUGACAGUGUGACAUUGCUUCCUGUUAUGAUCCACUCUACUCUGUGACUGCAAGCUGAAUUAAACCCCCAUUCUUCAAUCA